GCCAUGGCCAGCUACGAGCUCGCCCUGAAGCUGCAGCGGAGGCUGAGGCUGGAGCAGGAGGCUGAGGGCGUCCCGACCCCGCAGCAAAACGGCUUCGACAGGGUGCCCGCGCCAGCCUGGCCCUGCGGUUCCCCGAGCCCGGGAGACGAGCCACCCGCCAAGGAGCUCACGGCCAACGCGGGCUCCGAGCUCAAGGAGCAGCUGAACCGGCAUCAGGGCAUCCACGAGGGAACGGCGCGGCCCCGGCCCAUCAAGGUCUUCAAGCCCUACACCGAGUUUCGCGAGUUCAGCCGCCGCCAGAUCAAGGACAUGGAGAGCCUCUUCCGACGGUAUGACUCUGGGAAGGAUGGCUACAUCGACCUGAUGGAACUGAAGCUGAUGAUGGAGAAGCUGGGGGCUCCCCAGACCCACCUGGGACUAAAGGAAAUGAUCAGGGAGGUGGAUGAGGACCUCGACAGCAAGCUCAGCUUUCGGGAGUUUUUGCUGAUUUUCCGCAAAGCAGCCUCAGGGGAACUGGAGGAAGACAGCGGCUUGAUGUCCCUGGCCAAGCUCUCCGAGAUCGACGUGGCCAUGGAAGGUGUGAAAGGAGCCAAGAAUUUUUUCGAAGCCAAGGUCCAUGCCCUGUCCGUGACCAGCCGAUUUGAAGCUGAGAUCAAAGCAGAGCAGAAUGCCCGAAAGCAGGAGGAGGAGGACAGAAAACACCGGAGGGCUCUCUUCAGAGAACGCCAAGCCGCCUUCUCCCAGUAGCUCCCGCGAGCCCGAAUGUGCUCAGAGACUUGCCUUGACUUCUACCAUCUGUGCCUUACAAGUUGGCCUGAAAGAAAUGGUCAGCACCUCGUCCCCCAAGGAGGACCCAUCUCUCACUGAAUGUCCCGUGUCCCCCGUGUGUCCCCAGCCCUGGUGGUCUUUCUUCUUGAGCUUCCUGUCUGUUGUGCCUGGAAGGGUAACUGGUAACCCUAAGACCUGAGGAAAUAGUAGGAAGGUCAAAGUAAGGGAUGGGAAGAGAGAAUUCUGUAAAAAAAGGGAACGAUUCCCUUUCUUACCCAACCACUGCUCUACUAGCCAUUGAAUGCUUCCAGGAUUUUGGUGACUUUUAUUUUCCCUGUUUCCUCCCUUUUAGGCCAACCUUUCAAGGAGGUCAUUUGGCCAGAGGUAUAGCUCUGCCAUUCUCCUGCAUUCCCAUAUUCAGACUGAUUGCCUUUUCCAAGUGCACUCAUUGGACUUCUACACUCUUGGCUUUGAUUCUCCCCUUCUUCCAUCAACUCCCACAAAAGAGGCAAGGCUAAGCUGUUCAACUGUCCUCCCUCACCAAGUGUUUGAAGCAAGGGGGAGAGCUCCAAGAACUAUGGAGUGGACCCCAGAAAGCCCUCAGUGUUGGGGGGAGGCUGUUCUAAAAGCCCCUCUGAUUUUCUGCCACUCUACUCAUAGAGGUGGUUUUCAAUGGAUGACAAGAAGCUCCAUGCCAAGGGUCUCCCCCUUUGACCUCUACAUGGUAAUACGUUGUCAGAUUGCCAGUUUAGAUUGGUGGAUUCAUGCAGGAUACCUGAGUCUAGCCAGAACACCUGACCAUGGUUCUGGAACUUUUCAUGUAGAGACAGGUGGGUGUGGACCCAACUUCCGUGGUCGCCAUUAAAAACCUCACAUGCUCACUGAGUAUGUAAGACUUCAGAGAUGUUUCUGUCUUUUAUUCUCCUUUCUCAUUGUCCAAGGAGGAGCAACUCUUUCACCCUUGGUCCUUUGUUCUU
Monodelphis domestica (gray short-tailed opossum) is the source of this 1745-nucleotide messenger RNA. NCBI's taxonomy places the organism in Eukaryota, Metazoa, Chordata, Mammalia, Didelphimorphia, Didelphidae. The record is from RefSeq and is a predicted model, not a curated record.